Colletotrichum fioriniae is the source of this 684-nucleotide messenger RNA. The record is from RefSeq and is a predicted model, not a curated record. NCBI's taxonomy places the organism in Eukaryota, Fungi, Ascomycota, Sordariomycetes, Glomerellales, Glomerellaceae.
AUGACAUGUGACAGCUGCGUCAAGGACGUUUCAGACUCGUUGUACAAGCUGGGGGGUAUCACCAAGGUCGAGGCCAAUCUCGAGGACCAAUUGCUUUCCGUCGAGGGCACAGCCGCACCAUCAACAAUUGUUGACGCCAUCCAAGCCACGGGGAGGGACGCCAUCCUGCGAGGCUCGGGAGGAUCAAACAAUGAUGCAUCUCCAAAGUUGAAUGAGCAGCGAGACCGAGAGGUCAGGGGCCUCGCUAGAAUGGUGCAGGUCUCACCGACUACAACUCUGAUCGACAUGACGCUACGAGGCGUUGCCCCCGGCUCAUACCGAGCUACAAUCCGUGAGUAUGGUAACCUGGCAGAGGGCGCAUCAUCGACGGGCCCUGUGUGGUCGGAAGGCAGUGAAGACAUCGCCGCCGCCAAGGGGUUCUUGGGCGUCUUCAACGUCGGCAAGGAUGGCAGAGGUAGCGCCUAUCUCGACAAACCUUUUCAAAUCUGGGAAGUUAUUGGCCAUGCCAUGGUUGUCUCGAGACAAGAUGAGUCUGCAGGGGCGUUGAAAAAUGACCCAGACACGUUGGUCGGCGUGAUUGCCAGGAGUGCCGGCGUGUGGGACAAUGAUAAGACGGUCUGUUCAUGCACCGGCAAGACGCUGUGGGAGGAGAGAAAGGACGAGGUCGAGAAAGGUAUGCUGUAG